AUGAACCCAUCCACAUCAAAAUCAAUUCCACAUUCAACACAUCCAUCUGAAUCUCAACCACUCAAUCCUUCAUCUAGAACUUCUUUAUCAACCUCAAAACGAAAGAUUUUAGAAUCUAUCGAUAAUGCUAAAUUCAAUUCUUCUCAUCUAAAAACAAUUAUCAUCUCAGGUGUUGGAUUCUUUACAGAUGCAUAUGAUAUAUUUGCUAUUAAUAUUGCAAGUAGUAUGUUAGGUUACGUUUUAAAUCAAGAUGAUCAUGGAAGAUUAGAUAAUCAAUUCGAAUUAGCUAUCAAGAUUGCUACACCUAUUGGAACGUUUUUGGGUCAAAUCUUAUUUGGAUUCUUGGCUGAUUAUUUUGGUAGAUCUAAGGUUUAUGGAUCUGAAUUGAUGAUUAUUACCAUUUCCACACUUGGUCAGGCUCUUUCUAGUUCAAGGUUUAUGGUAUUUUGGAGGUUUCUUUUAGGCAUCGGAAUUGGUGGUGAUUAUCCUUUAUCAGCUUGUAUUACUUCAGAAGCUGCUGCUGUGAAGAUCAGAGGUAGAAUGAUGACAGCAGUGUUUGCUUCUCAAGGAUUCGGACAAUUAACAGCUUCAAUAAUUUCAUUAAUAGUAGUUAAAGUGUUUGAAAGAUCGAUUAAAUCAGAUCCAAUUCCUGGAAGUUCAGUAGAGAAUUGUUGGAGAUUGUUGAUUGGAUUCGGAGCUAUUCCAGCAAGUUGUGCUCUUUAUUUUAGACUGACGAUUGGAGAAAGUCAAAGUGAAUCGAGACGUAAAGAUCUGGAAAGACGUGAUGAUGAAGAUGAUGAAGAUGAAACAGAUACGAUUAAUAAAGAUAUCGAAUCCUUUUCGAAUUCACGAUCGAAUUCUCCAAAAUCUCCAAAACACCAAUCGUUUUGGUCACAUUACAAACAAUGGAAACAUUUUAAAGUCUUAUUUGGUUGCGCUUGGUCUUGGUUCGCACUUGAUUUAGCAUUCUAUGGACUUGGAUUAAAUUCUUCUAUUGUUUUAAGUGCGAUUGGGUUUGGGAAAUCAUUGGAUGGAAAUCCGAAUGAUCAAAUUUAUCAAAGCCUAAUGAAUGUUUCGAUUGGAAAUAUCGUUUUAUCUAUUGCUGGUCUUAUACCUGGUUAUUGGGUAGCGUUUGCUUUUAUUGAUAGUUGGGGUAGGAAACCGAUCCAGAUCAUGGGAUUUGCUGCUCUGACUUCUCUUUUUAUUAUUAUGGGAAUUGCGUAUCAUCAAUUAGUAGAUCAUUCAGUUCACUUAUUCGUCUUCUUAUACUGCCUAGCAAACUUUUUUCAAAACUUUGGACCAAAUACAACGACCUUUGUGAUACCAGCUGAAUGUUUUGUGACAAGAUAUCGAUCUAGAUCUCAUGGAAUUUCAGCUGCUUCUGGAAAGUUGGGAGCUAUUUUGGCUCAACUUGGGUUUACUACUUUGAAAGAUAUUGGUGGAAAAGAUCAAUUUAUUGAUAAGAUCUUUAUAAUUUUUUCUGGGUUUAUGUUUUCGGGUUUGUUAAGUAGUUUUUUGGUACCUGAAACUAUGGGAAAAUCUUUAGAAGAACUUUGUGAGAUUUUCAUUUCUUUUGCUUUUUCUCAAUAUUUAAAAAGGUAUUGUAUAUAUGUAUUCAAAGAUGUGGUUUUAUUCAAUUUUUAG
Melampsora larici-populina 98AG31 is the source of this 1644-nucleotide messenger RNA. RefSeq names its product inorganic phosphate transporter (gene MellpPht1). The record is from RefSeq and is a predicted model, not a curated record. Gene Ontology annotation, cellular component: membrane. Gene Ontology annotation, biological process: transmembrane transport. Gene Ontology annotation, molecular function: transmembrane transporter activity. NCBI's taxonomy places the organism in Eukaryota, Fungi, Basidiomycota, Pucciniomycetes, Pucciniales, Melampsoraceae. The coding region runs from base 1 to 1644 and encodes 547 amino acids. The transcript has 11 exons.